GUCAGGGACACAUGAACGGCGAUAACAUCCACGGAGCAGCCUGCAGCCCGGAGGAACAAAGAAAGCCGCCCGCUGCCGCUCCAGCGUCCUUCCACUUCGCGAACACCGACAAAUACCCACUUCAUCUGGGUAUUUGUCCUCAGUGGGAGAAAGACUUCCCCGUAGCUGCUAAAUGUCACUCUGCGGGUUAAGUUCUUCUGGCUGUUUUCGUUGAGGAAAAGGGAAACUUGUCGUCGUGAGAGCUUCCGUCGGGUCGUCCUUGAUACCUUCCUGCCUCGGAUGCGCUCUCUGGAAGGUAGGGUAAGGAACCAGCCCGGGCUUUGACUGUGUGACCCGCUCCCUGUUGACCUGGGAAAGAUGCACUUCUCUCAAGAUCCCUGCACUCAGAUGGAUUAAGAGCUGUUUUCCUGUCUUAGCUGGGAACUGGAGCCAAGCUGUUUUUCCCCAUCCUCGCGUCACAAGCAGGAACUCACCGACUUACCGACAUACACAAACACACACUCUUUUUGUCUGUCUCUGCCCUGUCCCACACUCGUCUGGCUGUUGACUGUGUGCGGACCUCAUUUUGGACUACAGACUGAGGAGCAAGUAUUCCCAAUCUUCUGCUUGGCUGCUGUGAUUGCGCCUUCACAUUGCUGUGUGAGAGCCGCCUGACUGUUGGUAGAAAUGCUUUCAUGGAGUGUGGCUCCCUCUGGUUGAAGACAGUUUGUGUCCAUCAGCAUCUCUCCAUCCAGGACUCACAGCAUUUUCAUUGUGCCCAUGAGGUAACGUCAGGAUCUACCAGCCCCUCAUUACCACCCUCGGUCCAUCCUUUUCCCUCCCCACUGCCCCUUCCUCCCUUGGAGCCACCCAGCCAUGGGCCAGAAGAUCUCGGGCAGCAUCAAGUCAGUGGAUGUACGUGGGGAGCCGUCAUACCGGCCGGUGCGCCGUGAACUACGGGGCCCAGAUUUCUGUCGGCCCCCCAGGCUGGACUUACUGCUGGACAUGCCUCCAGCCAGCACUGAGACUCAACUUCGCCAUGCCUGGAACCCCGAUGACCGAUCACUCAAUGUCUUUGUUAAAGAGGACGACAAGCUGACAUUUCACCGACAUCCCGUAGCACAGAGUACAGACUGUAUCCGGGGCAAGGUGGGCUACACCAGGGGCCUCCAUGUGUGGAGGAUUCACUGGCCGGCCAGACAAAGAGGCACCCAUGCUGUUGUGGGGGUGGCCACUGCUGAAGCACCUUUACAUUCAGUGGGCUACACAGCCCUGGUGGGCUCAGAUUCUGAGUCCUGGGGCUGGGACCUGGGCCGAAACAGACUCUACCACGAUGGAAAGAAUCGUCCUGUUUCAUCAUCAGCACCUACAUACCCCUGUUUCCUGGAGCCAGAUGAAUCAUUUGUGCUUCCAGACUGUCUGACAGUAAUACUGGAUAUGGACGAAGGGACACUGAGCUUCAUGGUAGAUGGACAGUACCUGGGAGUGGCUUUUAGGGGCCUAAAGGGCAAGAGACUUUAUCCCAUCGUCAGUGCUGUGUGGGGCCACUGUGAAGUGUCUAUUCGCUACGUCAACGGACUAGAUCCGGAGCCACUCCCCCUCAUGGACCUGUGCAGACGAGUAGCUCGACUGGCUCUGGGUAGAGAGCGCAUCCAUCACAUCGACACACUCCCACUGCCGCAGACUCUCAAGAACUACCUCCAGUACCAGUGACCACACACACACGCAGAGAAAGAAAGAAUUAAAUUGAGGCCCAUUUGCUGUAAUGAUACCCAGCCUCACAGCUUCAUCACCACCACCAGACAUCCGCUGAGGAUGCAGGCGAUGACAUUGACUAUGAACAGGUGGUUUAGAUGGUGCUGCAAAGGGUUUUGUUUACACCAGUUGGGGUUUUUCCAUUUAGGAUGUUUUUAUUUUCUGGUUUUUAGCUUUUUUUUUUUCCCUUUUGUUCUUAUUGCUGACUUCUGCCUUUCUCCUGGACAGAUGACUAGCGGAGCUAAUUAAUGAAAUGAAGAGAGUGAGAGAUUUGCAAGAGCAUGUUUCGAUCCGGUUUCCUGCUAAUCACAUAGACGGAGUCAGAGCACAUGUCCUGAGUUAGGAAGGCCUUAAAUGCUGUGGUUUUUUUUGGGCAACAGUUUACCCAGACAUCUGUUCCGCACAGACUCUGUGGAAGCCUCUCGGAAACAUGUUGGUAUUUAUAUUUAUAUUCCCAACAGCACAGCAGGCUCUGUGGAGACACAACAAUCCCUGAAAGCCACAGGAGAAAGAGAGAGACCGAGUGAGUAGGCAAUGAGAGAGAGGGAGUUCUAUUUUUGUUGGUGUGUACAAACUGCAGCACACAUGGAUCACAUAUAUAUACAGCGGAUGCCUGUGUUAUGACUGUAUAGAAACAAAGUCUGCGCUGUCUGCAGCAAGAAGACAACUCACUGAAAAGCAGGCAGCUAGCACAUACAGACUUGGAAACAGAGCAUCUCCAGCCUAGUUUAAAACCCUCCUCCUCUCUGCAUCCGGCUCCUCUCUCUCGAUCACUCGCUCCAGUUUGAUUUAAGCCUCCAUCAGGCUUAGUGAACUGAAAGGGCUGCGGCCGCUGUUCGUCGGCCCUCCAGCUCCUGUAAUGCUGAUAGAGAUUGAUCCGAAGGUGAAGCUGUGUCUUCAACUGCUAAUGUGCCUGCUCUGCUACAGCGCACACAGGAAAAGAUAAAAAGCACACAACACUUCUGUCAUAUCAGAAGACACUUCUUUCCUCCCCCAAAGUUUUAAAUGCUGCUUUUCUGUCUUUUUCUUCCAACGUCAUACCGUCGGUUUUUAUCCCCGAUUUACUUUUGAAAAUGAUGGUCUUAUGAUGAGAUUUCCUUUAAUGUUUUCUCUUUUUUUUUUAUGGAUUUUGAGAUUUGUCUGCGGGACAGGAUGUCUCGCAUGAAUAGGUGGAAGAAUGUGCUGCCAUGAAAAUCUUUUAAAUGUGAAUAAGAAUAAACUCAGCUAAACUAA
Messenger RNA from Amphiprion ocellaris (clown anemonefish), 2967 nucleotides. Its product is annotated as SPRY domain-containing SOCS box protein 4. The record is from RefSeq and is a predicted model, not a curated record. Gene Ontology annotation, biological process: intracellular signal transduction; proteasome-mediated ubiquitin-dependent protein catabolic process. Gene Ontology annotation, cellular component: SCF ubiquitin ligase complex. Bases 856 to 1692 code for a protein of 278 amino acids. NCBI's taxonomy places the organism in Eukaryota, Metazoa, Chordata, Actinopteri, Pomacentridae. Gene Ontology annotation, molecular function: protein binding. The transcript has 5 exons.